Messenger RNA from Leguminivora glycinivorella, 832 nucleotides. It is a transcript of the gene Llp1, whose product is annotated as lysozyme-like. The record is from RefSeq and is a predicted model, not a curated record. Bases 112 to 537 code for a protein of 141 amino acids. Lineage: Eukaryota; Metazoa; Arthropoda; Insecta; Lepidoptera; Tortricidae. The transcript is spliced from 5 exons.
UGCAACACGCACGCAUUAACGACAAAAUUGACAAUUUGUGCGCCCUCCUGCCGUCUGCAGUCAGACCAGCGAACGACGGUGCCCGGUCCACAUAUAUCCACAUAUAUUAAGAUGUCCCGUCCUUGUCUACUGCUGCUGCUGGCAGCGUGUCUAGUCCACAGCUCCUACGGCCAUGCACGCACGUUCACGCGUUGCCAGCUAUCACGGGAGCUACUGCGGUACAACUUCCCAAGGAGCCUUAUAGCGCAAUGGGUAUGCGUGAUCGAGCAUGCGAGUGGCCGGACGACGGAAAAAGUGACCAACCACAACAACGCUUACAUUAGCUAUGGACUGUUCCAAAUCAACAACAAAGAUUGGUGCAAGAAGGGCCGUAAAGGAGGUCACUGCAACAUGAAGUGUGAAGAUCUCCUGAACGAAGACCUAGCGGACGACGUGCGAUGCGCCAAGCGGAUCUACGACCGCGUCGGCUUCAAGGCGUGGCCCACCUCCUACGCCUACUGCAAGGAAAAGAGCCUGCCCGACCUGUCGCGCUGCUAACUUUUCAUAUUCCAGCUACUUCUCACAUUCGUUGAGCUGUCAGUUCCAUGGAAAGGGAGGUAGCAACGUUAAGCUGUACGGGAUUUCGAGAGGAGUGUGCCAAACCACCUCUUUCGCCUGUUGUAAGGAAAAGAGGCUGUCCGCGCUGCUAAUUUUUCGUGUUCUAGUUACUUCUCUUAUCCGUUUAACUGUCAGUUCCAUGGAGCGUGAAGACAAACGUUCGUUCUACUCUGAUUGGGAAGCAAAGUUCGAGACGGGUGGACCAAACGUGAAAUAUUUAAGAAGGAAAAUUUAA